Molecule: messenger RNA, 1200 nt
Organism: Alternaria alternata
Lineage: Eukaryota; Fungi; Ascomycota; Dothideomycetes; Pleosporales; Pleosporaceae
Exons: 2
Coding region: 257-1003 (248 amino acids)
Biological process (GO): regulation of DNA-templated transcription
Molecular function (GO): DNA-binding transcription factor activity
Source: RefSeq, a predicted model, not a curated record
CUAGGGUUGCUCCAAAUCGUACCAAAUUGAGAAAUGCUCGAGCCCGCAUCGCGUAGCCCAGGGUGCAUGCGAGGCCUGAAGCUGGGGACCAACACUAGCCAGUCUGUGCUCCACAAGAACGACUGCGGACGUAGACAAGACGGCGAGAUAAAUAUACAGUCCUCCCCGAGUGCUAGAGCCUCUCAUCAUCCCACUGAUAACCAGACAUCCCGCUCCACAGUCAUCCUUCUUCCAUUCCUCAUCCCUUCCUGUGUAAAUGUCUCCUACAUCUACCAUCACCAUGCACAGACACGCUGCCUACCCAUAUGCCAACCCGGCUCCCACCACCACAAGAUACUCGGGCACCUCCUCAGCCUUCUCUGCUUCAGCAAACCCCAACGAAGACUGGACCAAGAUUUCAGAUCUUGCUGAGCGCAGGCGGAUACAGAACCGCAUUGCCCAACGCAACUACCGCAAGAAGCUCAAGAAGAGGCUCGAAGACUUGGAGCGUCGUGCUGCCUCGAGCUCAGCUUCACCUGAGCAGAAGCCUGCUGAGCUGCAGCCACCACAGCGAUCCCCGCGCCAGGAGUUUCCUUCUCCGUCAUCUUCGGAAUCCUCGUACACCACCCCACCUGCCGAGGAUCGCAUGUUCUCGCAUCAGUACACACGCCAGCUUUCCACCAGCCCACCACCUCCCUUCUCCGUAGCGUCGUAUUCGUCGGCAUACCCAGCACCAGAUGCAGUUGCAUACUCAAUGCCGUACUCCACCUCGCCCUACCACACAAUACCAACCACCCUCACACCGGAGAUGCCGAGCUACACUUACCUGCCACCGCCUCACUCGUCCUCGUACUCGACUGGCCUACCAAGCCUUGUGCCGAGCAUGAAGAACGAGUACUACGCCGACGAAGAUACGAGUCCCUUUGGCGUGGGCUACGCGGCUAUUUGCGGGAACGACAUCCUACCACCACACUCUUACGCAGACUCUGUAAGGAUCCCUACUCGCCAGCCCUACUAUGCAUGAACGCCCGACUCUUGCACUCUCUGCUGCUGCUUGGACGAGCAACCGCUGACGGCCGCCGGUAGACGACACUACCUUUCGACUUACCAUCGACGCCACGGACACUUCCGUUGCAUGCGCUCUCCACCAUGUGAAGAAGCGACGGUUGGGAAGGCGCUUUGACUACUCUUCUUUGCGAGACACUGUCUCUCUCUUCUGUG